UUGCGGAUGCGGAAUUUGGUGUUUAACUCUUUUUUUUUACAUAUUCCUCUGCUUUGUUUUCGUAACGUUUUAAAAUUCUACGUUUGUGUGUGUGUGUUUUUUUCUUCUUAAAAAUUUAUUUUGUUUUUGUAACUAGUGAGUUGUAUUUGCGUUACAAAAUAAAACCAACAACAAUUGAAAAAUUCUCGUGCGUUUGUAACUGAUUUUCGUACGCUGGUACUUUUAGUGCGUUCGUAGGCCUGCUAAACAACGCGUCUUGUAGCGCUUUUUUUUCGUACUUUGUUCAUUUAGACUUUAAUAAUUGUCAUCUUUAACAAUACCGCCUUAGGAAAUUAAUGUGUAAAAAUAAAACUACAAAAAGAAAAUUUAAGAAAAAAUAUAGAAAAUUAAAAAAAGUACCAAUUUAAACGUCCAAGUUUUACAAAGAAAAUAAACGUGUCGUAAUAAGGAAAAUUUUUAAAACAACAAUUUAUUACAAAAUUCUCUGCUUAGCAGUUUCCAGGAAAAAAUUAUUACAAAACUACAACAAAAAAAAAACUUACAAAACCCCUUUUUUUAAAAAAAUUAAGGGUUUUAAGGUUGAUCGAUUUUUAUAUAGAUUUCGAAACUGCAAACAAAAAUUAAACAAAAAUAUAAACCAAAAUGACCGACACAAUGAGUUCUGCCGGUCAGAUGGAUAUCUCGUUAAAAGAUAAUGGACUCAUUGUAGACAUGUCGACAACAGCCUCUUUACUACAUCACAAUACAUUAUCAGCACACGCUCAUGCUUUGCGCAGUCUGAAGGAACAUCAUCAACAGCAGCAACAACAACAGCAACUACAUCAUCAUCACAGUUCGGAAGAACAAUCCUCUUCGUCGUCCGAUAAUGGCGGCGACAAUAAGCCACAAUUGCAAAAUACACCCAUCACAGCCAAUGUUAGUAUAUCGCCCACAAAUCUAUCAACGAAUACCGCCAGUUCACCAUCGCUCACUACAUUCCGCUGCGAAAGCUGUGACAAUUUCGAAACGAGUUCAAGAGCCUCCCUGCUACUGCAUGUUGUACAGUGUUUAUCGAAUUCGGCCGCAGCCGCACGUCUCAAAAACGAAGAUGUUGAACCGGAAAAUUUACAGAAUCCAGCCAGUGCAGCAACGCCAACAAGUGCAUUAAAUGUGACCGAUAACAGUCACCCCAGUGUGGUAACAGCCAAUAGUGCGGUGGUUAGUGCCAUUGCCAAUGGUAGUGCCAGUAGUCCGGCCGCCAAUUCUUCGACUUCAUCACAGCCAGCCUCUCGUAAAGUAUUCGAAUGUGAUGUGUGCAAUAUGAAAUUUUCCAAUGGGGCAAAUAUGCGGCGCCAUAAAAUGAGACACACGGGUGUCAAGCCUUAUGAAUGCCGGGUGUGCCAAAAGAGAUUCUUCCGUAAAGAUCAUUUGGCUGAGCAUUUUACUACACACACGAAAACGCUGCCGUAUCAUUGUCCCAUUUGUAAUCGUGGUUUCCAGCGCCAAAUAGCCAUGAGAGCUCAUUUCCAAAAUGAACAUGUAGGUCAACAUGAUCUCGUCAAAACUUGCCCUCUAUGCAGUUAUCGAGCGGGUUCUAUGAAAUCCCUUAGAAUACAUUUUUUCAACAGACAUGGCAUUGAUUUGGAUAAUCCGGGACCGGGCGGUUCAUCGUCGCUGUUGCUCGCUCUGGAGUCACAGGCAUCACAAGUAGCUGCCGCCGCUGCUGCUGCCGGUUUUGUACCGACCGGCUUAAAUGCCGUAGCAGCAGCGGCAGCAGCUGCUGCCAAUGCAGUCAAUUCCAAUGCGGCCAUUGUCUCGGCCGCCGCCAACAGUAUGCCCAGCCACCAGAGCGACAGCGGCGAGUCGCUACGUUCCGUGGAGAAUGCUACACCACCCAUGCACUUCUUAACACCACAUGUGGAGAUCUCAACCUUGCCCGACAAUGGCCUCUCGGAUAACGCCAUAUUCAAUGUAAAGCAAACUUCCAAUAUUAAUGAUUCUCUUAAGUCUGUAGUAAAUUCAUUGACUUCCUCUACUUCAUUCUAUUCUCGUUCGUCCGUUGAGAAUGUGCUCUUAUGCGUUUUGCGUGCAUUUGAUUUGCAGGGUCACACCACAACAACCACAACAACAGCAUCAUCGGCCUCACCAACAUCGGCAUCCACUACCAUACACACGGCCGGAAGUACCACAACUGAGGGAGGCGGCGGUGGAGGGGGACCGAAGGAUCGUGAUACCAUAAUGCAGUCACCGGUACCGUUGACCAUUAGCAGUAUGCCACCACAGGAACAUCCCUUAGAUUGUAAUGCCAAAUCGUUGCCUUCAAGUACCAGUAGCAGUAGCAACAGCAGUGCGAGUGGACCUCUCUGUGGACCGAUGACAUCGGUAUCGCCAAAACAGCAUCAUCAUGAGAAUCAUAUAACACCCUCCAUUAGUCUAAUACCCAUCAAACAGGAGCCCCCUAGCGAAGAUUCUAUUAAAAAUAAUAUGAAUGGAGACGCCUUGAAUGGCGGAGACAGUAGUGAAUCCGAAUUCUCAGCACCCAAUAUGAGAUUGACAUCAUUGAUUAAGAUGCCACUUAUUUCUUAUGAACCCUUACAGGUAUCACCUCUAAAAUCUCUACUCAGAGAAGAUCUUAAACGGCGCAUUUGCGCCAAAGCUAAUAAUCGUAUUACCCGUAAUGCUGCCUCUAUGGAAAAUAAUAAUGUGAUACAAAGCAGUUUAACGCCCACAUGUGGAGCGGCCACUUCGUCUACGCCCAUCUGCAAUGGUACGAUUACCUCGACGGGACCCGAAAGUGAUUCGGGUGUAUUAAAUCGCAAACAAAUACUAACUUGCCUAUUCUGUGGCAUUGAAUUUCCCGAUGAAACGCUGUAUUUCCUGCACAAGGGCUGUCAUUGUGAGAGUAAUCCCUGGAAGUGUAAUAUAUGCGGUGAACAGCUGAACAAUGUCUACGAAUUCAAUGCUCAUUUAUUGAGUAAGAGUCAUCAAUAGCAACCAAUGUCCAAGGAUGUUCAGGCAACAUCUACGACCUUAAGUGAGGCAAAAAGCUCUUUGUAAGUAAUCUCUUUAAGUAAAAGAGAGAGAAAUUUUAGUCAGUGGCUUAGACAGAGAGACAGACAGUGUUAUAGGAAAAAAGAGCCAGAAGAGAGGCAUUUCUUUUUAUGAAGUUUUUAAAUUUUUAUUUUAAUUACAUUUUUAACAAACUAAAACAAAUACUAGUUGUAAGUUGUUCUUUUAACAAACCAACAAAAACAAAAAAUACAUUUAAAAAACAAACAAAAAACAAGUGGGCAAUGGCAAUAUUUUAAGUAAAUUAAUAAAAAAUUUUAAAAAUUUAAUAACAAUUGAAAAAUUAAAAAAAAAUUAACAAAAAACAUUGGAGUGUGAUAGUUAGUCGUUAGAUUUAAAAUUGAGUAAUUUAAACUAAAUUUUUCAGUUAAAAAAAAAAAAGAAAAGCAAGAAAAAUCUAUUUUAAUUUUAAACAAAAAAAAAAAAAAAAAAAAAAACUGCAUGAUAACAAACCAAUAGUUGCACUUAUUUAACUUGAUAGUUAAAAAAAUAAGAAAAAACAAACAAUACAUUUAGUUUAAAAAUACUUUAAAACAAUAAAUUCUAAAUUUAGAACUUUAAGAAAGGACUUUUCUGAGUCCCAAACUAAAAACGAAAUAUUUCCAUUUCUAACUGAACAAAAAGUUUAAUGCAAAUAGAGAAAAAGUUGGAAAAGUGUUGAAAAAAACAUGUGAUAAGUUUUAUAUUGGUUAAAAAAAACUGAUUUAAGCUGGACACAGUGGUUUGUUAAGAGUUUGAUAAAGAUGAAAAUUUAAUUUCAAAUUUCUCCAAAAUUUGAAAAACUUUUUGAAAAUCGAUCGAAAUUUUUUUUAAGCUCAAAGUCAAGAUUAAAAAAAAUCUAUAUAAAAAACCCUCCUGAGUAUAUUAAGCUGUGCUGAAUCCGAAAAUGACCUAAAAACAUGAGGUUUUCAAAUUUAUAUAU
Molecule: messenger RNA, 3970 nt
Organism: Lucilia sericata (common green bottle fly)
Lineage: Eukaryota; Metazoa; Arthropoda; Insecta; Diptera; Calliphoridae
Product: vascular endothelial zinc finger 1
Exons: 6
Coding region: 643-2970 (775 amino acids)
Biological process (GO): regulation of transcription by RNA polymerase II
Molecular function (GO): DNA-binding transcription factor activity; RNA polymerase II cis-regulatory region sequence-specific DNA binding
Source: RefSeq, a predicted model, not a curated record